Molecule: messenger RNA, 342 nt
Organism: Staurois parvus
Lineage: Eukaryota; Metazoa; Chordata; Amphibia; Anura; Ranidae
Source: the annotation of a GenBank genome assembly
AUGUUAUCCUAUGUGUCCAUCCCCGGCAUGUUAUCCUAUGUGUCCAUCCCCGGCAUGUUAUCCUAUACGUGUCCAUCCCCGGCAUGUUAUCCUAUGUGUCCAUCCCCGGCAUGUUAUCCUAUGUGUCCAUCCCUGGCAUGUUAUCCUAUGUGUCCAUCCCCAGCAUGUUAUCCUAUGUGUCCAUCCCCGGCAUGUUAUCCUAUGUGUCCAUCCCCGGCAUGUUAUCCUAUGUGUGUCCAUCCCCGGCAUGUUAUCCUAUGUGUGUCCAUCCCCGGCAUGUUAUCCUGUGUGUCCAUCCCCGGCAUGGGCGGACUGACAACUCAUGGGGCCCCCGGGCUAUAG